AUGAAUAUGAUCACGUCACAGGUGUAUGUCAUCAGUUUAAUUUUAUUAUUUGUCACUACGAUUGAAGCUAGAUCAAUUUUAGACUUUCUACAUAUACGAUUCAGCUCGACGCGAGUAUCACCAUCUUGUUCAACGUAUUCUGAUAUUCCUCUAGUCGAUCCAGUCAAAGCAGAUAUUCGAACAUUGACAGACGAUUUGUCAAAAUGUCGAUAUUCAUCAUCAGAUCUUGUUCGUUGGUACAUAUCUCGAAUCGAGGAAGUUAAUGAACAAGGUCCUCAUCCACUUCAUGCUGUUAUUGAAAUAAAUCCUGAUGCAUUGGAUAUUGCCGAUGCAUUAGAUAUCGAGCGACAAAUCAAUGGGACAACACGAUCAUCGCUUCAUGGAAUACCUAUUUUAAUCAAAGAUAACAUUGCGACAGAUGAUAAAAUGGAAACAACAUCUGGUAGUUUAGCACUCGUGGGUUCUCGAGUACCACGAGAUGCAUUUGUUGUUGAACGAUUAAGAAAGGCAGGCGCAAUCAUCCUUGGCAAAGCGUCAUUGAGUGAAUGGAGUAAUUUUAAAGCAGAUAAUACAACCAGAGCUGGAUGGUCAGCACGAGGUGGUUUAGCUAGUUCAGCUUAUGUGGCUGAUGGUAAUCCAGGUGGAAGUAGUAGCGGUUCUGCCAUUGCUACAAGUGCCGGGUUAUGCGCAGCAGCUAUUGGAACAGAGACGUGUGGUAGUACAGUUGUACCAACUGGUCGUGCGAAUAUUGUUGGUCUAAAACCAACAGUAGGCCUAACGUCACGUUCCGGUGUUAUUCCAUUAUCACUCGAUCAUGAUACAGUUGGUCCAAUGGGUAAAACUGUUGAAGAUGUUGCUCGUCUACUAGAAGUGAUACAAAGUGCUGACAGUCGAGAUAAUAUGACACAAAAAGCCGGUAUUGUUCGCCAUCAAAAUUACACUCAAUUUCUGCAAGGUAUUGCCGGACUUCGACAUCUUCGCUUAGGUGUUGUCCGACAAGGUGGCCUUAAUAUGUCACAAGAAAAGACUGAUAGAGUACAACAAGCCAUCGAUGUAUUACGUCUUCACGGUGCAAUAGUAAUUGAUCCAGUGAAUGUCACUGGUUUAGACGAUGAAAAUUUGACGAAUUACUUGAAAACUAUAAUGUCCUAUAAUUUUCGUAAAGAUCUUCGAAAUUAUUUAUCUGAACUUAGAAACACAAGUAUUCGUUCAUUGAAAGAUAUUAUCGAAUUCAACAACGAACACGCUGAUAAAGAAUUUCAUGAAGAAUAUUCUCCGAAUCAAGACGUUUUUCUUACAGCUGAAAACCGUACUAAUUUAACGGCUGAUCAAUAUGCAGCCUUAUACGAUCAAACGCAACACAUGGGUGGUCGUGAUGGAAUCGAUGCAACGUUAAACGAAUAUGAAUUAGAUGCACUUAUUGUUCCUGACCCAGAACACGAAAUAACGGUAUUUGCGUCAUUUGCUGGUUACCCAUUAAUUGUCGUUCCAUUGGGUUUCAAUCAAUCAAAUAAUGAGCCAUAUGGUUUGAUGUUUGCCGGAACGGCAUGGUCAGAAUCUACCCUUUUACGUGUAGCACAUGGAUUUGAACAAGCAUUUCCGGUCAGAGAUACGAUCCGACCAAAGUAUGCCGAACGGCAUAGUGCAAUCUAUGAAUUUCUUUUUAAAAUCAUUGAAUAUUUUCGAAAACUUUUUACUGACUUGAAAGUUAUUUUAUAA
Adineta ricciae is the source of this 1719-nucleotide messenger RNA. The record is from the annotation of a GenBank genome assembly. Lineage: Eukaryota; Metazoa; Rotifera; Eurotatoria; Adinetida; Adinetidae.